UGGCAGAUUCUAUCGCGUUUUCGUGUAAUGUAGAGAGGUACAAGUCAAACGUACUGAGCGUGACAGAGAGAUCUAUAUCAUUAUAGGCCUGCAUGUACAUAGGCCCAAUGCGUUGGGGACAGUCUCGGUGAGUUAGACAGUGAAUGUCGUUCUAACUUUAGACUGAUUUGAUUAAGUAGUUCCGCAUUGCUAUACUCAGCAUAUAAAAAGCGUGUAGGCCGAUAUAGGCUAAGGUUAUUUAACCGCGUGACAGCCCGACCACUCUAUCACUCUGUCACCCUGCGUUCUGUUUGGCAAGAUACAGGCCUAUAACAACAACGGACAUGAAACUGAGUGGACUCUUGUUCCUGUUGGGAAUAGCCUCCGCCGUGAGAGAGCAGAGCGUCGGUACGGCCGAUGGGACCGGUGUUGAUGGCAGAGUUAAGUAUCGACCCGACGGAAUCAAAGGACAAACCAAAUCAUGGCGCGGGAAAAAUAAAAAAUCGAGUACCGGUAUGUCUCUGAACAGCCAAUCUCCUCAGCCCGCUGCCUUCUUUUUCUCCAGGACGUUCGUUGACAUCCCGCCCCCUCCCACGCCAAGUUCCGGUAACUCAUCUAUCGCCUCCAUGCAGACGCCCAUUCAAAUAGGUGGCAUAUUUCCGAACUACUCCGUGCUGGCAGACACCGGCCCCAAGCGUUCGGAGUGCGGCAUUGGGGCGCUAAUGGCAUGGGCAGAUAACCUCUAUCUGGUGUCCUAUCUGUCCGUUCCGGACGCGGGCAGUGGUACUGGUCUGUACGUGAUUGACGGAGAUAACUAUCAGAUGCGACGUUUGGUAUCACAUCAGUCCACCUACGCCAAUCGGAUCAUCCAUAAAGAGACUAAUCAAAUCGUCAUAGGUGCGUGGCUUAUUGACCAAUCCGGGAACCUGAAGACGUUUGAGGACUUAUUGCACGUGCGGGUAGCAGCCACUGCCGAACAUCUCACAGAUCCUGCCAAUAAGGUAUACAUGCUCGGAAUGGAUGGACCGCUGUGGGAGUGUGACGUCAAUAAACUGAAUUGCACACAGCUUUUUGAUUUGGUGAAGGAAUUAGACAUUCCCAGCGAAAAAGGGGAACAACCCCACUUCAAGGCCGCUCACACCAUGGACAAUCGCUUGGUUGUGGCCAGUAACACAUUUGAACAAGCAGAUUUGAAAGGAGAGCAGCAUGGUGGUCGCCUGGCAGAAUGGAAAGGACCAGGUAGUAAAUGGACCAUACUGGCGAGAACAGCUUUCGUUGAGGUGACCGGAAGGAGAAACUUCGGCAAAGUAAUCUAUGCCGUUGGCUGGGACAAACGGUCGGCCAUCUUGAAAGUGUUCGAUGGUGGAGACGAAGGCGAACCGUCCAGUUGGCAACAAUGGCAAACAUACCGACUUCCUAAAGCUAGCCAUGCCUUUGAUCACCUUUGGCAAACAGAAUGGCCGAGGAUACGAGAAGUGGAGACAGAACGCUACCUGAUGGAUGCUCACGGAAUGUUCUAUGAGUUGUCUCCUCUUGGUUGGGCCGGAAGUACUUGGGGCAUUCGACCAAUUAGCCAACACCUUAGAGUCAUACCGGAUUUUGCAUCUUUUAGGGGAACAUUGGUUUUAGGGGGCAAUCAGGUUUCCAGUAUAUUUGACAACAAUGUUGUCACCGGGCAAUCUCAGUCCGGUAUGUGGUUUGGCAAGACGGAUGAUCUUUGGUCAUUUGGGAAACCACAAGGAUGGGGCGCUGUCUGGCGGAGGGACAAUGUAACAGAAGGGGUUCCGUCCGAUCCCUAUCUUAUGACCGGUUUUGACCAUAAAGUCCUGCAUCUAACAGCGCACGUGGCACACCCGGCACACCCGGGUGUAACCUUUGCCAUCGAGAUAGACUACACUGGAACAGCAGGUCACAUGUCCGGAGAGGAUUGGAAUGUGUUAACUCGAAUAGGUGUCUAUAAUGGCGGAUAUAAUUACUACACAUUUCCACCCGGAUUCAGUGCUCACUGGGUCAGGGUCGUGGCUAGUGCAAACUGCACGGCAACUGCCUAUUUUCAUUAUACAUGAGACCAGGAACAAGCUUUUUCACAUUUAUCCUGUAUAUACGAAUACCGUGUGUAUAUAUAGCAAUACUUAAUCCUAUAA
Molecule: messenger RNA, 2123 nt
Organism: Liolophura sinensis
Lineage: Eukaryota; Metazoa; Mollusca; Polyplacophora; Chitonida; Chitonidae
Source: RefSeq, a predicted model, not a curated record